AUGUCUUAUACCAAGUUGCCUGCGACUCCAGUUCCACAUGCGGAGCUCCCAGCCUACCUCGAAAAACACAACGAAACUCCUAUGGUAGAUCUCUUCAAACCAUACCGGGUCUUCGAGAAUGAGCUGAGGGCACUUUAUGCCCAGGAACCCGACAAUGAGGCACUCAAGGAUCCUUACAUCAACGUGCUGCCCCUCUUCGCCCCGAACAUGCCAGAGAUCAAGACCCGGGCCCGUAACUUGGAGUUGGAGUCUGCAGAGGAAAGGAGCAAGUACAUCAUGGCUCUGCCUGGUGACAAGCGCCGGCAGAACGGUUCUCCUGCAGUCGUGGAUUCCGUCAAGCAGUUCCAGCACAACUUUGCUGUAUUCUCUGAGACGUCUCUUCUUGACCUGAACUGGGACAACGUCGUUGUUGCUGGCUCUGCAGUCGUCAAUUGUCUCUUGCCUGUGCCCCGUGAAUUCAGCAGAUCAAAACGAACGCUCAGGGAGUACUACCAUGAGAAGCUGUGUCCUGCAUCUGAUGUGGACCUUUUCCUCUUCGGGCUGACCGAGGAGGAAGCCAUUGAAAAGAUCAAGGAAAUCGAAGCUAGCGUCAAAGACUCUCUUCUCAGUGAAUGCACCACAGUCAGGACCAAGCAUGCCAUAACUAUAUGCAGCCAAUACCCGACCCGUCAUAUCCAGAUUGUCCUCCGCAUAUACAAGUCCGUCUCGGAGAUCCUCACCGGGUUUGACAUCGAUAGCUCCGGGGCAGCUUAUGAUGGCAAACAGGUCUACUGCACGCCGAGGGCACUACAGUCGUACAUGACCCAGAUCAAUCACAUCGACUUAUCUCGUCGCAGCCCAUCCUACGAGAACCGCCUAUCAAAGUAUAGCCAUCGCAAUUUCGAGGUGUACUGGCCAGAUCUCGACAGGUCUCGUAUUGAUCCAACUAUUUUCGAGCGCAACUUCCGCCGAAUCCCUGGUCUAGCCAGACUUUUGGUUCUCGAACGUUUACCAACCUCAUCUGCAAGGGAUAAUUACCUCGCUAAGCGCCGCGAGGAAAGGGGCAGGCCCGCACUUGAGCGCGACUUUUUAUAUGGUGGACUCAGGGCUAACAUCAAGGAUCGCCACGAGGAUGAGGUUGCUGACUGGGUGAACGAGGAGGAAGUAUCCAACUACCAUACCUUCACCAUCCCUUACGGUGUAAAAUUUCAUGCAAAAAAAAUUGAAAAGCUCUGCUACACCAGAGACCUACUCCUUAACGCAGAGUGGAAUCAGCCCAAAGAUCGUGAAGUUUAUCUCCAUCGGCACCCUGCUUUCUUUGGGCGGGUUACUGAUAUCAUUGAGGACUGCUGUGGUUUCUGCCCGACUCCACACACCGAGGAGGAGCUCGCCGUACAUGAAGAGGAGAGCAAAAUCUAUGUCUCCGGUCGUAUCUCGUUCAUCAAGGACGACCCCGGAAGACAACAGAUUGGCUCGUUCAACCCUCUCAGUGAUGAUGAUUGGACAGAGAUGGCCUAUGUUGGAAAUACUGCCAGUCUAUGCCAGGCCAUCGUGGACUUGGAUGCCGAGCGUGUCGAAGAUUGGCUUGCGCAAGAAGGCGCUGAUGUAAACAAGAGGGAUUACACUGGCCGCACACCGCUGCAGUUGGCCGUCACGAGCUCGACGGCCGAGAUUGUUGCCUUGUUGAUCAAGGCCGGAGCUCGUCUGAUUGCAAGACUUGCUGAUGGUCGCACAGCGCUACACCUCGCAGCUGCCAGGGGCGAUGUGGAGAUAGUAAAGAUGCUUAUGGACAAGAGCAAUGAGAAUGAGGCUGAGGAAGAGUUGAAGCGCGAUCUUCGCCGCAAGUCAGCUGCGCCGACUUUGUCUGAACAAACAGAACCACGACCAGAACCGGAAGACAAAGAUGAAGAGGAAGCUGGAGACAGUGACGGCGAGUCGCUAGAGCUUUUGAGCGACGAAGGCUCGGACGAGGAUGAUGAAGCGCAUAGCAUGGCCACCGGAUCGUUUGUGAAAAUCAAGCGCAAAGGUGGUGAUUCAGACGCUCAAGACUUGAUUCCUGAAGAAAAAAAGGACGACCCAGAUAUCUACGACGUCAACGUAAUUGCAUGGGAUACCCCUUGCUCUGCUCUUCACCUUGCCAUCGUCUCGGGUAACGAUGAGGUCGUGAAGCUGCUAUGCCAGCAGUACGGAGCAGACAUGCUACUACCAGUCAAAUACUUUGGCCAUGAUAACAAGCCUACAGCUGCGCUUCUCACACUUGUCAUGGCGCUCAAGCUUCCCGACGAGAAAGCGAAAAACAUGGUGAAGACUUUACUCAGUUUGGGGGCUACAUCUGCGCAGGCCGAUAUGCAUGGGUUCACCUGCUUCCACCAGUAUGCAGAGGCGGGUGCUACAGAACUCAUUGAUCUUUUGAAGGAACUUGACCGCACUGGCGUCAACAAAUCCAUCAACCAUGUGGCAGUUUUUCGCUACAGCGAUUCGACCGGACCCCUGCAGUCGGCCAUCAAGAACGGUGAUACGGGACUGGUUUUACAGCUCCUUGAAGCUGGAGCUGCCCCUCAAAUAGAUUUUGAGACAUGGCUCAAGGGCGCCAGGCAGUCUUCAGACUAUAAUCUUGUCAACGCUUCUGAAAGUGAAAAAGACUUCAGGCGUUUGACAGAGCAGCCAGUAAUUCUUGCGGCCCUCUAUGGACAUCCGUUGAUAAUAACGGAGUUGCUCAGACAUGGGGCGGACGUAAACAGCAUCAGCGCGCAAAGUCAGGAUCUGCUUGAUCCUAAUUCUUACAGCCGCACGUAUAAUUCGGGGCAGACCCUCUUGGAUAUUCUGCGCAAGCAGCUCGAAACCCUCCGCUCGUACAAGGGUGAAGAAACCCUCACCCCUGAACCAUUGCCAUUUUUGGGGGAUGAUAAAGCUCUCGAUGGAGCCAAGCCCGGGUCCUGGAAGCAUCUUGUUGUGACGAAUGACAUCGAGGCUGCCCGCCAAGAACACGCUGAGCGUGUAAAGAUCUACAAGGCCUAUACUCGCCAACUUGAUGUUCUCGAAGGUCUCCAAGAGAAGAAGGCAGCCAUUCUAAAUCUUGUGCAAGCAUUCGAACAAGCCGAGUCUACCGUCGUCGAAAAAGGUGGAAAGACCUUUUCUGAGCUCCACCCUGAUAUCCCAGCCGGCACGAGACAAGAUUUCAACUUGUGGAAUAGGGCGGAUCAUAACAAAUACCCUCCAUACGAGUUCAAUCACGGAUUUCACCCUGUCAAGGAUAUGACCCCGGUCCGAGAGGCGGCCUAUGUCCAACUAUUCGAGGCAGCCUGGGAUGGAGACCUCGAGACUAUUAAGCGCUUGACUCUUGGGAGCUGGGAUGCCGAUCAACGCGAAGCGCCAUUGAUGAUAUCGGUAAAGGAUAAAAACCAUGCCAAUGUGUUUGGCCUCGCUUUUCUGCGUGGCCACUUGCAUGUUGCUCAGGCCAUUCUUGAGAUCGCCCAGGCUCAAUAUGCACCCGAGGAGGCAACAACCACCAAGUUCACUAUGAGGGAUCCUGGGUAUGACUCGGGUGGUUCCGAGAAAUCGGUGGAUGAGACGGACGAGCCUCGUAUAUAUAAGCUCAUUGUUGACGACAAGUUCACAAUCGACAACAUCGGGGAGAUCUCCAUGCAAGUCAAGAGUCAGAUUAAGCCUUUGGAUAUGCUUGUUCAGGUAACCAGCCCUUUCCCUGUUGUGAACGACGAGGGCAAGGAGCAAAGGAAUCUCUUGCUGCUUCUCUAUGUUAUCGCACAGAACGACUUGAAUGGUCUCUCCUUCCUCCUCGAAACGGCGACACAGCUGUCUGAACGGAGACUCGACUCUGAAACUGAGAUCACUCGCUUCUUUUCUUGCCCGGAACUUAUCUGGGACCGGGCCAUCGAGAAGGGACGCACGGAGUUACUGGCUGAGAUCAUCAAGACUACAGGUGCAGGUUUGCCAUUGGAGGAUUUAGUUAAGCGCAGUGGCGCUAAGAUGAUCGAAAAGCCCAAGAGUUACCAAGGCCUCACCGUGUACGGAAAGAAGAGAAAGGAUUGGGCUACGGCGGGGAGGGAUGUCAUGAGAAAGACCCGAGAAUCAAACACUCCACCACUGCUCACCGCGGCCUCCUGCGGCUCGAUUGAGUCAGUUGAAUGGUUUUUGAGCGACACACCACUGCGGCACUACCUGGAGUUUGCUAACAGUAAGGGAGCCCGCGAUGAUCCUCGGCUCAAGCACCUAGUGUCCACGGCUGGCGGGGUGGAGAGAGUCAUCACCAGAUGGAUGGGCAACCAGAAUGAUCUUGUGAUGCACGCUGCCAUCAUCGGCGGCCCCAAGGGCGAGAAGACGAAGAAGCUCGUUCAAUACUUGAUCCAGGCUUACCCUGCAUCAAUGACCACCAAAUCCCGAGACGGCUACACACCUUUUUACCUAGCUUGUCUUCGCGGCAGGACAGACGUUGUGGAGCUCCUGGCUCCUCACUCUGACCAGACUGUCAAAGGACCACACUGGGAGAACAUAUUGCAUGCUGUUCUGAAAGGAUGCCCCACAGCUGAUCAGCUCCGGCCAAUGCUGGAACUCUUCGAGCCGGAACUCCGUAAAGCUAUGUUCAAGGAGCGAAGUAGCUUGUCGGCCGAAGGACGAACUCCCCUUCAUCAGUGGAUAGCGACGGCUACCUGGAAGAUGUGGGGAGCAUCUUCGCCGCAAUACAAAACACCAGAGGAUUUGGUCGCGGUCCUGAAGUUGCUACUUGAGUACUCGGGUGGUGAGGAGCUCGCCAUGUUGGACGGCACUGGUGACACGCCUCUGCACAUGUUAAUUUCAAGACAGGCUCCUUUGGAGAGCAUCAAGCUGAUUCUUGAGAUGGAUGCCAACCUGCUAUUUCGCGAGAAUGCAGUGGGAAGAACGCCUGCCGAGCUGGCGUAUGAUAUCUUUAUCGAAACGCGCAUCGGUACGCACAAGAGCGUGAAUGAUCGUUUUCACUACAGCAAUGCCCGAUUCAAUAGGCUCGAUACUCUGAUCAAGAUGCGCCCAUCGUUUUUCCUUCCGGAGCAGCAGGCCAAAUUCAAGCAGCGGCGAAUGCAAGACACGAGUUUUAUGUACGGCCAAACCUCGGAUGACCAGUGGCGCCAGUACCAGGGUCAGCGGGCAGCUGAGGACCGGGAGCGUGUAGAGGGCCUUCAUCAGAUGUGCCUCACCUACCCGAAUGGUAAACGGCGGCUCGUGAGCCUGAACGAGGCCAAUGACGUGGCACGGAGGCUCGGCGAGAGUUUCCAGUGGGGCCGGUACUACUCUGGGAUGCCGAAGGGACAUGACGACGACGCAGAAAGCGAGGCUGGGCAGGAGGAGAACAAGCCGUCGGAAGAUUUUGUGCAGGAGAAGUAUCACUUGAUUCAGUCAAAGUGGUGGUCAAAGGAUGACAGAUAUUGA
Molecule: messenger RNA, 5400 nt
Organism: Pyricularia pennisetigena
Lineage: Eukaryota; Fungi; Ascomycota; Sordariomycetes; Magnaporthales; Pyriculariaceae
Exons: 2
Coding region: 1-5400 (1799 amino acids)
Cellular component (GO): cytoplasm
Molecular function (GO): protein binding
Source: RefSeq, a predicted model, not a curated record